GUUGAGAUCGGAUAUCAUUGAUAUGUUCAAUAAUGUUCCAAUUUAAAAUAAAUUGCGCAACUAGGGUGGAAAAACCGAGUUGUAGAAUAUCGUUAGGACUUGGAAGUAUAUUGAACAUCAUGAUUACUUAAAUGCGACAGCAUAAGGUCGGGGUUUCUGCCGACCACCCCUUUUUUUGAAUCUACGAAUCAACUACUACUCUAUCUAUUCUCCUUCUUGCAAUAAAAGCUCGAUAAUUUCCACACAGUACUAACUCGAACUGUAUUCAUAAUAUUUUUUUUUUUGAAAAACUCGAAUGCAGAAGACAUUAAAAUUUUAUUUAUUUUCAUAAAAUUCAAGCAACGUCGCAAAUAUUUGUUAACUUUUAUUUAAUAUAGUUUUAUUACGAAGAGAUAAUUACAAUUUUUAUAAAAUCUUAUGCAAAAUGACAUCGAUGAUACCGACCGCACGUUAUCGGCCCGUGGUGCGCAUUGGCAAUUGGUUUGAGGACAUCUGUUUGGAGCAGGAAAAAGUGCAAGCCUUUAAGAGCCUACGCGACCGUGGACAAUUAUUGGUGGAGAAGACACGUCGACUCUUCGAUAAUUUUCACAAAGCCAUUGAAUUGGAGGCGCCCAAAGAGAAUGUCUACUUCGGCGCCAUUGUACAGUUAAUGCCAAUGAAGAUGAAUAUCUGUGAGGAGCAUGUAAAGGUACAGCCCGCACUCUCGGUCAUCAUUAAUGAGCGCGUUGUGCGGCAUAGUCAGAAUAUCAAUGACGAGUGCGAAAUAACCAUUGCGCCCUCGGUCACACCCUGUGUACGCAAUUCGUUUCGUAUAGUCAGUGGCGAUGAGAAGGAUCGCACCAAUGAGGUGAUUAAAUAUGGACAACAAUUUCGCUUGGAAUGUGUGGAGAGCCAAGAUGCUAUGCUGCUAUUGUAUAGUGCGCCGAAAUCGGCGGAUUUGAAGAGCAUGAUUUAUACGACCUUUGAUUCGAGAAAAUGGGGCGAAAUCAACCUGCCACUUGGGUUAUGUAGGAAAAGUAACUGUGGUCCCGGCAAAGAAAUACCCUCAGCAUAUACGAAAUGGUUUUGCACUCACAUUGAGCCGAAGAAGCGUUUCGAAAGUCAUGGUUCGCCAGUGCCGAGCAACACCGCUUUAGUUAUCACACAUGUUCCAACUAAUAAGAAUCUUGCGGCGGAAAACGUAGUUGUACAAACACUUUUUGGGCCGGAAUUCCUCGUUUCAGUGCAGAACUAUAAAGAUAUCUACAAUCGUGAACGUUGGCAAAAUAUAUGGAUGAUUUGUAAUGGACAGAGUGAGGGUAAACGUUAAGUGAAUAUUCCACAAAUAGUAGCAAAAUCAUUGAACCCAACGGCUGCAAAAAUAUAGGGAAAGAAUUUAAAAUGCAAAAAAUACAAAAAACAAAUCAAACUUGUAAAAAAAAAAACAAUAAAUUAAAUAAAAAAUAGCGCAUGCAAAAAAUAUUUGCACGUCCG
Molecule: messenger RNA, 1473 nt
Organism: Bactrocera oleae (olive fruit fly)
Lineage: Eukaryota; Metazoa; Arthropoda; Insecta; Diptera; Tephritidae
Product: cilia- and flagella-associated protein 161
Biological process (GO): cilium assembly
Cellular component (GO): motile cilium
Source: RefSeq, a predicted model, not a curated record